This is a messenger RNA of Oppiella nova, 429 nucleotides long. NCBI's taxonomy places the organism in Eukaryota, Metazoa, Arthropoda, Arachnida, Sarcoptiformes, Oppiidae. The record is from the annotation of a GenBank genome assembly.
AUGUCUUAUAUGCUGCAACACCUGCACAAUGGCUGGCAAGUGGAUCAGGCGAUCCUGUCGGAGGAGGACCGGGUAGUGGUGAUCCGGUUCGGCCACGACUGGGACCCCACGUGCAUGAAGAUGGACGAAGUCUUGUACGGCAUCGCCGAGAAGGUGAAGAACUUCGGUGUCAUAUACCUCGUGGACAUCACGGAAGUGCCCGACUUCAACAAGAUGUACGAACUGUACGACCCCUGCACUGUCAUGUUCUUCUUCCGGAACAAACACAUUAUGAUCGACUUGGGCACCGGAAACAACAAUAAGAUCAAUUGGGCCCUCGAGGACAAGCAGGAGAUGAUCGACAUCUUGGAGACCAUCUACAGGGGCGCCCGCAAGGGACGGGGUCUCGUCGUGUCGCCCAAAGACUACUCCACUAAAUACCGAUACUAG